CAGGCUAAUCUUCCAGAAGACCAGAACGGGUGUGGAAGAAGAAGACCCGCGUGUGGAGGAACAUCUAAAGCCGGCAUUAAUUUACAGCUAGUCUACAUUUCCUGAUUCGUGAAUUUCACCUUUCCCAAAGCGUACUACGUCCGGACACCAGCUGUAGGCCUUGUCAAUAUUUUCUCAGGUUUCGAACAGAAGGUGACAAGGAGCUAGAAGAUGAUCAAUAUGCAACAGCAACCGGGACAACAGGCACCGAUUCCCCAAAGACAGCCUCCGCCUCCGCCUCCAGCAGUGUCAAUGCCGAAACCGAUCCUGCCGCCGGGUAGUGUUUGUACACCGGGCUUGGAGUACUUGUCACACCUGAACCAGCUGGUCAUCAAACAACGCGUAGAACUGGCUGAAGCUCUUCUCCACUUCGAGACGAGAAACAAAUACAUCGCUUGUAACAACCAGGGUCAGAACGUAUACUAUCUAGCUGAAGAGAGCGGGAUGUGUGUUCGGAACUGCAUGGAUGCAACUCGAUGCUUCGAAAUGUACGUGUGGGACACCCAGAACAGGAUUGUGAUGAGGUUUCUCCGGCCACUACGAUGGAGGAGCACCUACCAGUAUUGUUGUUGCUGUUGCCUUUUGCAGGAAAUCGAAGUGCAAGUGCCGCCGGAUCAAACGGUCGGUUUUGUGUUUGAAGAGUGUACCAUCUUCCGCACGUCGUACUCCAUCUGUGACAGAAGAAUGAAGCCACUGAUGCGAGUGCAAGGACCAUGGUUCACCUGCAGCACGCCAUGCGCCACGGACGUGAAGUUUUCCAUUAGGUCGCUGCACGACAUAGAGAUUGGUGUCAUCGCGAAGGAGUGGUCAGGACUUAUCAAGGAGGCGUUCACGGACGCGGACACAUUCAGCGUCACGUUCCCUGUUGAUAUGGACGUUGAUGUCAAAGCCUGCAUCCUUGGAUGCGCAAUCCUGAUCGACUAUAUGUAUUUUGAAAACACGACGGAUACUCCAAGAUAUCGAAGACGACUCAACCCCAUUUAAAUUCUGCCGUCAUCCUCGUGUUCUUCAUCGUCGAGAGAGGUCGCAAGCACUUUGACGCAGCGGCCACAGUGUAAAGACCGCUAUUUCGGCGUAAUGCCCUCCCUGGUUAAGAUGCUGCCAUAGAUGAUCGCGUGUGCUUCGACAUAGGACGUAAACUAAUUCUGGAGCCAUAA
Molecule: messenger RNA, 1196 nt
Organism: Ornithodoros turicata
Lineage: Eukaryota; Metazoa; Arthropoda; Arachnida; Ixodida; Argasidae
Product: phospholipid scramblase 2-like
Exons: 7
Coding region: 211-1023 (270 amino acids)
Biological process (GO): plasma membrane phospholipid scrambling
Cellular component (GO): plasma membrane
Molecular function (GO): phospholipid scramblase activity
Source: RefSeq, a predicted model, not a curated record